UGGCAGAACAAAAGGCAUUUUCUGUCGGUAAUGGGCAGUCAGCACAGAGCGGUCUCGGAGUGUCCCCUGCAGGCGCCCCUGGUGCACUGCAGGACGGACUGAGCUUCGCGCUGCUGGACGGCAACGGCGAUGAGGUGGUUCAGCCUUUCCCACGGUCUCCGAAGCUACAGAGGAAGGUGGCGAACGCCGGACAGCCCUCUCAGUCCCAAGAAGCCGGACGCCUCUGAGCAGGAAAUCCGACUGAACGAAGAGCGAUUUGAAAGGCUCCUGAAGACAUUAUCCUCCAUCUCCAAGAACCUGAGAGCUCAGCUGCAGAGGAAGACUCUCCUCUUAGAUUCUUGCCCCAUGGCGAUUGACAAGCAGACCUGCCACGGCCAGAUCGCAGUGACCUCAGAGGGGCGGGGCGUGUUCUUCUCAGGCGCGGCUCGCCCGGCUCGCUCGGCUCCGGAGCACCCUCUUCAGUUUGAUAAGGUGUGCUGCGCCCUGGGCCGCUCUCCCGUCCCGACUGCGCAGAGCUACUGGGAGGUCGACGUCCGCUGCUGCGCGGCCUGGGCCGUGGGCGUCGCGUACGGCAGCCUGGAGAGGAAGGGCCGGGACAAGGGCGCCAAGCUGGGCCGAAACAGGAACUCGUGGUGCGUGGAGCUUCGCAACGGCCGCCUUUCCGCCUGGCACAACGACCGGCACGUGGCGUGCCAGAGCGUCGGGCAAACGCCGCUGGGAAAGGUCGGAGUGUGGGUGAACUAUAACAAGGGCCAGCUGAUGUUUUACGACGCGGACACGAUGGUCGUCCUGCAGAGGUUCUCUGCAGCUGUGACGCAGGUGUUUGACAGGGCUCACCACCAGUUCACCGAGCCCCUGUACCCCGCCGUACGCUUCCUGAAACCGCCGGAGAACCAGAUGUGGCCAAACCACCUGGAGCUCUGCCAUCUCAAUGCUCCAUGAUACAGCGGCCACGCUCCACAGACAGUGAGGUGGACUCUACUGAUAACGAUGUCUGUGAUCUUUUAUGCCCACGUACAUUCGACAUUAAAUCAAAGAAGACGUAAAUGACAUAAACUAACCUGAAGUCGA
Molecule: messenger RNA, 1071 nt
Organism: Acanthopagrus latus (yellowfin seabream)
Lineage: Eukaryota; Metazoa; Chordata; Actinopteri; Spariformes; Sparidae
Product: tripartite motif-containing protein 14-like
Exons: 3
Coding region: 130-942 (270 amino acids)
Molecular function (GO): protein binding
Source: RefSeq, a predicted model, not a curated record